AUGUCAUCCUCCACUGUUUGCCAUACCCAACCCGUUGACGCGGGGAACACAUCAAACAUUGACCACGCCCACCUCACAGUAGCCACACCUCGUCGCCUGGCCCCGCCCACUCAGGUGUGGAUCGUGUACGAACAUGAGGCAAAGCUUUGCGCUAUUGGAGAACGUUGUGCGACAGUUGGAGGAGUAGCCAAAUGUAUGCAGAACUUCGAUUCUUCUCGACACGACUGCCCUCGGAUUAUUGGUGGGAUCUGCACUAUUCGGUGCGACAAAGACAGCGAUUGUUCAGGCAAUCGGAUCUGUUGCCCAAAUGGAUGCGGUCGUGAAUGCAUGUCUCCAUUAGGAAGAUUCCAUAUCGAACCCGAUCUGGCAAUAAAACCAGUACAAUCAAAUUCCUUCCAUCAACCAGUAGCUGUAAUUAGUGCUGUUCCCACGAGAAGUGAACCUAUACGACCGACAAACACAACCCUAUCGCCAGUCUCUUUUCAGAUAGACCGAUCCCGCCAUGUUAAUGAGGUCCCUGCUGCUCGAGAAAAAAUUGGAAUGUGUCCACCCGGAGGUGAUGAAAAAAUGUGCAGCACUUACGCAAAAUGUUCACAUGAUUUCGAAUGUAUGGAUGUGGAGAAAUGUUGCACGAACGUUUGUGGUACUGUAUGUGUUAAUCCAACGAAAGCUACAAAUUGCGCACACUUUGUCAUAGCGGUGAAAAGACUCCCAGAACAAAAGCUUAGGAAUGGAUAUAUCCCGAAAUGUGACGAAAGAGGCAAGUUCGCACCCAUACAAUGCGAUCAACGUCAAUGUUGGUGUGUUGACGUAAAUUAUGGAACGGAAAUUGCUGGUUCGGCGGUCGGGAUCUCCAUGAAAAGAGGGGACAUGUGUCGAGAGCUCCGUCUUUGUGGUGUAAAAUGUUCGAAACAAUGUCCACAUGGUUUGAAGAUGACCGUAUUCGGUUGUCCAGAUCCAAGUUGCGAAUGCAAGGAUAUUUGCGAAGAUGUGCGAUGCAGUAACGGAGCAGACACUUGUCAAUUGAUUGAACCGGAUUGUUCACAUCCACCAUGUCUCCCUGUUCCACGAUGUCUCAUCAAUCCAUGCCCAAGCGGUCCACCAAUGACUCUUCAUAAUGGUGUCACAGCGCUAUGUGCGACUUCCGAUCAAUGUACUCACGAUCAUUGGUGCCACAAGAUCGGCUACAAUGGUCUCGGAUUCUGUUGCAAUGGUCCAAAAAUCCCUAAACGAGCCGAAUGUCCAGCUGUAAUGCCGUUGAAAGAUGGCCGAUGUUCUUCCACAUGUAGCACGGAUCAUGAUUGCCCAAAUGGAAAAUGCUGUUUUGAUGGAUGUGGCCUCACAUGCUAUCCACUCCAAGCUCCAGGACAACCAUUGAAGUCGAUCGUACCGCAGCGAAAAGUUCUAUUCAAACCGGCAGAUGUUGCACGUCACAAUAAAGGCAUGUUAUCGUCUCUUAGCGCCGAUUGUCCAUCAUCGGUUGAAAAAUCACUUCUGGAGAAGUUGACAAACUGUUCGUCCGCUUGCGAAUCGGACGAGGAUUGUGCUGGCUUGAAACGUUGUUGUCGUAUCGGAUGUUCCACCCAGUGCCUCUAUCCAGUUCGAACAACUCCUUGCUUUCACUUCGCCUUAACCACCGAGCUGUAUCAGAUACGAAAAGCAAAACGAUGCGAUCGUGCGGGAAAGUUUGAACCUAUCCAGUGCGACGAUGAUGGAUGCUUCUGUGUGGAUAUAGGAAAUGGUGAGGAGGUAACCGGGACACGUACCUCGAACGAUGCUCCCAACUGCAAAACUGCAAACGCCUGUCCUGAAAUGAUUUGCCGUACCGCUUGCCCCUAUGAUUUCGAAAAGGAGCCGAACGGAUGUCCAUCGUGCAGAUGUAAGAAUCCUUGUGCAGAGGUAAAAUGCCCGCAAGGAAGUUUCUGCAUUAUGGCAGCAGUAAGUUGUUUCCAAACGGAGAACUGCCCACCGCAGCCAAGAUGUGUGCUGAAUCUUUGUCCUCGUGGAGAACCGCAUAUUUCUCCUGUGGGAGUUGUGGAAACAUGUAGUGCUGAUGAUCAAUGUCCGUCAAAUUUUUGGUGUCAUCAGGUCGGGUUUUCUUCGUCUGGUAUCUGUUGUCCGUCUCCUUCUCGCCACGUUCAUAAUGGUAUAUGUCCUGCGGUCGCACCGCUACUGGAUAGAGCUGGCGUCUGCCGAUUCGACUGUCGAGCAGACGACGAUUGUGCAGGAACCGAGAAGUGUUGUUAUGACGGGUGCGGGAUGCGCUGCAAGGAAGUUUUCGUGAGUGGUAUGGUGGAGACUGGUGAAGGCAGGAAGCAGGAAUUAGUCAAGCCAGGAGUCUGUCCUUAUUUCGACGAGAGGCAAUGUCGCGACCACUCACAAGUUAAUCAAUGCGGGUCCGACGAAGAUUGUGCAGGUGUGCAAAAAUGCUGCUCUGAUGGAUGCACGAAAAAAUGCUUGUAUCCGGAAAAUAACAGUGCAUGUAUGCAAGCUAAGGCCGCCUUACAGAUGAUCGGACAAGCAACGAGAAUUCAAUGUAGACCAGAUGGCUCUUUCGAGGAAGUUCAAUGCGAUUCUGACUAUUGUUGGUGUGUGAAUCAGUACGGUGUUGAGGUGGAAGGCACUCGUAUAUCCGAUGAUAUUGCACCGAACUGUCGUUCUCCUCGUAAAUGUCCGAUUCCACUUUGUACGCAUGAUAUUUUCUGCAAAUUUGGUCUCAGGAAAGAUUCGAAUGGUUGUGACAAGUGUGAAUGCAGUAGUCCAUGUGAUGGAGUGGUGUGUCCGGACACGUCCGUUUGUGUGCCUGCUCCUGUAGAAUGUGUCGCUGGACCUUGUCCAGAGGUUCCGAGAUGUGUGGUUAAUCCAUGUCUCAGCGGCUCUCCAUUGGUAGAUUCAUCAACAGCUCAACAUAUUAAGUGCACUAAUAACAGUGGAUGUGUUGGCUCUAAUGCUCCUGCUUACUGUAGCCAUUACAAAAAUGACCGUGGAGUUUGUUGUCCAGGAAAAGAACCUCAUUGGUCACCCGGUACGUGCCCACAGGGGAUUUUGUCCAACGGUGAUUGCUCCCGGCAAUGUCUUCUGGAUGAACAGUGUGCUCCAGGUCAAAAAUGUUGUUUCAACGGUUGCGGAUUGUCAUGUGUGGCUGCCGUAUUUUCCGCACCUCCUCCACCAACGAUUCAUGUAGGAGAUUGCUUAGAGACAAAGCAUUUGGGAGCUUUUUGUGUGCAAAGAGCUAAGGAUUCGGAGUGUUCCGUGGAUACAGAUUGCCCAUCUCUUAGAAAAUGCUGCAGUGACGGGUGUGUUCGUCGAUGCGUUCUUCCCGAUGUGACCACACAUUGCAUCCACGCUCGACUAGCCGCGCUAGCCAUCCGAGACUCUUUUGACAAUAGUGCGCACGUGCCUGAUUGUGACUCGAAUGGCGAAUAUCUGCAGGUCCAGUCUCACUAUGCUCUAAAAUGGUGCGUCGACAAACAUGGAAAGGAAGUACCAGGAACGAAAUCCACUACGCAACCGAACUGUAAACUGCCACGAUCGUGCCCGGUGCGCGCGUGUAACAAACAUUGUCCUUUCGGGCUCCGCACCGAUAACGAUGGAUGCUCCUUGUGUGACUGUGUUACUCCUUGCGAUAUGGUGCAAUGCCAAGCCGGAUUUGUGUGCCGAAUGGUGGAGCCUCGAUGUUACACGAAAGAAUGUGCUGCUGUUCCGCGAUGUAUUCCAAAUUCUUGUCCAUCCGGAGAACCUCUCAUCUUGACGCAUAGCGGAGUUCUAGUAGAAUGCAGUGGAGGGAAAAGUUGUCCUGCUGGAUAUUUUUGCAGCCAAAGUGGGUACGAAGGGAGAGGUUUCUGUUGUGGUGGUGUCGCCCCAGCUCCACCAUCAAUCUCGUGUCCACCUUUUCCGAUCACUGCAAAUCCCGUGGAUUCUUCCACAUGUGUUAUUAGUUGUCGUCGACCUUCCGAUUGUAUAAAAUCAGUGUGUUGCUUCAAUGGAUGCGGUACGAGUUGUCAAUUUGAAACUGGGAAAAUGUUGGCACCCACUGGGCCACCGGCAACGGUUCACAUUCUUCCAACGGAGAGCCCAAGGGUGGUGGUGUCUGUUGAUAAUGGAUCACAAAUCCAACCUGCCGAUAAAAUGGUAACCAGUUCUUCUGUGGAUUGGAAAGCUGUUAACGUUCCUGUCGUUUAUCCACAGCGUACCUUCGCUAUUAAUCCUGUGCAGUCGCAGAAGAAGCAUCCCAUCAUACCUGGCUUCCCCAACUCUGCUGUCGCUGUGAUUGAUUCAGCCGGAUCGCCGCCUACCAUGGGUUCAUUUCAGAAACCUGGCCCCAUAUCCGCUCCUCAGAAAGUGGGCACAUGUCCAUCCUUAUUGCUAAAUCCUGGAUGUCGUGAGGAAUGUCUCACUGAUGCUGAUUGUGUAGCGUUCUCGAAAUGUUGCAAAGCGAGUUGUGGAACUAAAUGUGUAGAACCGACGGUCACCAGCACAUGUCUACAUCGGUUAGCAGCUUUCAGUAGGGAGUGGCCUCAUCUCCCACCGCCUGUUCAAUGCUCAGCGAAUGGUGAAUUCCGUGAAAUGCAAUGCAAUUUCAAAACAAGGCAAUGCUGGUGUGUGGAUAGUUCAGGGGUUGAACUAAUUGGAACGAGAACCGCUAACGAUCACGAAACACCACAAUGCAAACGACCGAAAAUUUGCUCAGUGUCUUGCACGCACUCAUCUUGCACUUACGGUGUACAGUUGGAUGCGAAUGGAUGUCCUCAUGAUGGUGUCUGUUUAUGCCGAAAUCCAUGUGAUGAUUUCACCUGUUCCUCCCGCAAGACCUGCGCACUGGUCACAGUCAAAUGCGACCGAAGCCCAUGCCUUCCAGUACCAAAAUGUAUCGCCACGCCAUGCUAUUCCAAAAAUCUUAUCACGGACCUAUACGGGAAUGCGUUCUCUUGUCGUUCCGGCGACUGUCCUCGAGGUGAAUGUUUGACGGCAGUUGGUGAAGACGUUGGAGUGUGUUGUCAGAUGCCAGAAACAACAACGACACCUGAACAUUUGAUGAGAAAAUCUAAUUGCAUUUUAUAUCGUGCUGCGGUUGAAGAACUUCGUAGGCGUAACGCUGUGGAUAUGCCUCCACCGACAUGCGAUCCGAAUACAGGACUGUUUUCAAGAAUACAGUGCGAUAAUUCCGGAACAUGCUGGUGCGUAGACGUCGAAUCGGGCCGAGAAACCCCGGGAACUCGAAGGGAGAAGUCAGUUGGGCAGAAUGUUUGUGAAGGUUCACGAAUUUGUCCACGGCAGUGCCCAUCCACCUUGUGCCCAUAUGGUCUAGCUCUCGAUAAGGACGGAUGUCCACUGUAUGACUGCGGUUGUACGUCACCCUGCGAUCCAGUUACUUGUAAAGCCGGUGAAGUAUGUGUGCUACGAACUCCUCAGUGCUCCUCAACUUCAACAUGUAUCCCUAUCCCCACAUGUGAAAAUUCACCGUGUAACGUUGGUGAUCGGCCAGCGGUGGAUCCACGAACUAAGCGACAAUUCUCGUGUCGUGAAUCCGGUGAAAUCUGUCCUACAGGAUUCUAUUGCACCGGAUUCGAUCCAGAAGGAACUGGAGUGUGUUGUCCGGGUAGAGAGCCACUCGUGACUAAGGCGAAGGUAUCCAGUUGUCCACACGGUGAUCCUUUUGCCAGUUCCUCUGACGGUACACCUAUGGCAUGUUCUGCUAUGGUCAACACUUGUCCCUCGACUCAUUUCUGCUCAGCGAAGCCAGGCGAGAAAAUCGGAGUAUGCUGCGUCUCUAAACGUCACGUAUGCGUCCUAAAUCCUGACCGGGGUCCAUGUUCGGUGUCGGUGCCUCGAUACUUCUAUUCUCCGGUGAAUCAAACCUGUACACGAUUCGAAUACGGUGGUUGUGCCGGAAAUCUGAAUAAUUUCGCCACUCGCGAACAUUGCGAAAACUUUUGUGAAGGUGUCGCUUCGGAUUUUCUCACAGCAUAUCACGAUGAGACUUCAAACGCUGUUGAAACCUAUGAGCUUGGUUUUUCUCUCACUGGUCCACAAAUUCCCGCGGGUGCACGGAAAAGAGCACAACAAUCGCUGGCUCAAUUCCUUUCCGAACGAUUCUCGUUACCAAGCGCCUCUAUCGAAGAUGUUGUCAUUCUGGAUGAUAACACAGCUCGUUUCACCGUCAAAGAUGUUCAUGCAAGUGAAAUCGCUAAGAAUAUCUCUGAAGCGGUGAAUGCAGGCUUGGAAUUCUACCUGAACGGGAAUUAUUAUCGUGCCGAGCCACAUACUUGGUUUGCACAUCAGUUGGCCGAACGUACCGUAUCGAAUGCAGCGAAGACAGUUUUCUGGAUCCUACUUGCUGCAGCUGUACUAUUUGCAGUGGUUGUCGUCCUCGCGUUUAUUGGAACUUGUGCAUAUAUCUUUUCCUCAUCGAGGAAUAAAGACACGAAUAGCUCAGCUCGUGGUAGCACGCCAUCGAAUUUCGCUUCGAACAGUUUACUCAGUGGACGACCGCAACGGCGCCUACAAUUGCAGCAGGAGUCACGCUUCCCCUCAAACGCUACCACUCGAUCGGUGCGGUCCAUCCCACAAAUCCCGUCCAUAACCAUUCCAAGAUCACGCACUGACACUUAUUAUUGA
Messenger RNA from Necator americanus (New World hookworm), 6618 nucleotides. RefSeq lists its product as uncharacterized. Gene Ontology annotation, molecular function: serine-type endopeptidase inhibitor activity. Gene Ontology annotation, biological process: cell-matrix adhesion. The transcript has 58 exons. Lineage: Eukaryota; Metazoa; Nematoda; Chromadorea; Rhabditida; Ancylostomatidae. Bases 1 to 6618 code for a protein of 2205 amino acids. The record is from RefSeq and is a predicted model, not a curated record. Gene Ontology annotation, cellular component: extracellular region; basement membrane.